AUGACAAUGACCCAUAUUCAAUGGGAUAAAAUGGAUAACUAUGUUGGAAAUGGCAAUGUUGACAGUUGGGUGCAUAACUUCGGAACACCGACAUUUUCUUUUGAUCAAUGGCUACUGAAAUCUGAAAGUAAUCGACAACAAUUUAUUCAUUUGAGACAAUUUAUGACAAAUGAUUUGAGCAAGACGAUAACGAAUGAAAACCUUUCGCGUCAACAAUUGAAAGAUCGAAUGGGUUUCAUUGCAAAAAAAAUGAUUGAACGUAAUGAUGCAUUGACAAAUCUAUUGAAACAACAUUAUCCGAAUCAUAUUCGUCUGUCGAUUCAUCAACAUCCCAGUGACGGAGAAAAGUUUACAAUUCGAUUUUUCACCGAUAUCGUCUCUGGACCUGAUGAGGGAUGCGCUCCUCGCACACCUUGGCACAAUGUUUUAGUAAUCAAUGUUGAAGGAACUCUAACGUUGAUGCCAUACAGAAAAUUGAACUUAAACACCGAACACAUUCCAAUUACGUUCAAAGAACAGGUAUGGUGCUUUCUCAAGUUGCCAUGUGACACGCCCAGUUCAAUUGCAUCAACGUUGAAAAUAAUGUUACUUGGAAACUCGCCACGCUUCGGCCUAUGGAUUGAUUGUUGUAAGAAAGUUGAUGUAUUGCAGUUGAGUGUUGCUUGGAUGAAGAUGUUAUUGGGGAAAUUCGGUUUUCUCGUUCUUCGUCAACCUCAAAACUCUCUUAAUAAAGACAAUUAUUCGAAAUUUUGCGAACAAUUUGCUCCACCGGUUACGUGGAAGUCCGGUUCGUUGCUUGAAAUCAAACCUGAGACAACACCUACGAGUAGCCAUUCAUCACGUGACCCAUUGCCAUUACAUUUUGAUUUGUGUUUUUCGCCAGAAUGCUUACAAAAAAAAGGGUCUUACAAUGAUUAUGUGGCACAAUAUUUUAUGCUCUACUGUAUUAAAGCAUCUCAUCCUCAUGCCAAUGACAAAACAACACUUGUCAACGGACGUUUAUUACUCGAAUCGAUCGAUGAAAAAAUGAUCAAGCACUGGAAAACCAUUGAGAUUACAAGUUCUAUGCCACUGUCAUACUAUGAAGGACAAAACUAUAUCUAUCCCAUAAUUAUGUCACAUCCAAAAACGAAUGAAAACAUCUUUCGAUAUUUAGAAAUGCCAAAUAGCAGCAUUCAACCAGUCAAAACCAAAUGUUCAAUAGAUAAGAUUGAUAUAGAUGCAACAGAAUAUCAAGAAUUCGAUGAAAUGAUGAAGAAGAUCAUGCGCGAUCCGAAGUGGUACAUGGAACACACAUGGAACGAUGAUGAUUUGGUAAUCAUUGAGAAUCAUCUCUUGCUACAUGGUCGAACAGCGAUAAAUGAGGAAUCGGAACGUGAACUAUGGUGCAUUCAAGUCUAUUAG
This is a messenger RNA of Rotaria sp. Silwood2, 1404 nucleotides long. The record is from the annotation of a GenBank genome assembly. Lineage: Eukaryota; Metazoa; Rotifera; Eurotatoria; Philodinida; Philodinidae.